UCCUUUUACAGGAAAGGAAAAGGCGUUGCUUGGUGUGAUAAGUUAGACAGACAAUGUUCUGCAGAGAAUUAUCGCUGCCCUGCAGUUUGUACACCGACUUGAUUUUUGCUCUAAGAAAUUAAUUUUCCUUGCUUAAGCACUCUGGGCAGAUAGAAGACAGAGGAGCCAUUCAAAAUGUGCAACGGAAGAAAACUGCUUCUUGCUGCAAUCAUUUUCACAGCUCUCAAUUACAAAGUGACAAGCGCAAAAACACUGGACAUGGCCCCAGAUGCUGUAGAUGACCUGUAUGAUGGAUGCCGUAAAGAAGCCAUGAAGAAGUUUAUCAAUCUAGGCCUCUUAAGAAAAGAGCUAAACAGCAGUGAGGGAUUCCGGAAGGCAUGGAGUGCAAAUACCCAGUGUACAAAGCUGAUCCCUGGAGGAACAAAAGAACACACUGCUGCACUUUUGGCAUAUGCUAAAGAUACAGAUUUUGCAAAGACCUUUGACAAUGCAGUUGAGACGAUGGGCGGAAAUGUUAGCACCUAUGAAAACCACUUCCAUUUCAAGUCCCUUCACUUCCUGCUCAUGGAUUCAAUGUUGCUGCUGAAUCCAAAGAAAGACUGCAAGACUGUGUAUGUUCUCCAAGACGAAUACAAAACACAAAAGGGCUCAAAGGUGAGAUUUGGAAGGUUCACCAAAGUUCACACAAGCUAUAUAGGGCUUAAGAAAUUGUACGAUUGGGAUGGGCAAGUCUUCCUUAAUAUCACUUCUUGUAUCUUUGUCAACCUGGGAGACAAUAUUUGCAGUGAUGAACAGGACAUGGCCCUAUUAUCUCCAGCUGAAAUGUUUACUGUGGAGGCAGUAAAUCAAAUAAAAGAUGAGAGAAAUGAAGAGGAAUACACUGAGGUCGUUUUGAAACACUCACAACAGGACAGCUCGCACAACUGUUACAGUUUUUCUCGGUCCCCGGCUGAUGUACCCACCCAGUGCUUUGUGAUGAUGCUUGUGGCUUUAUCUUUUUUUUUCUUUAUUAACUAUUAAGAACAAAUGUAAGACAAUUAGCAGCUCAUAGUGCACUGGGAGUUAUUAUGACACAAAACAGUGCAUUGUAUGUGCAGUUGAACAAUAGACAAUCUAUUCAUGUGUGAUGCUGCCAAUUAAGGUGUGGCAAGCUUUUGUAGUCCAAUGCAAAUAUAUAGUCAUAUCAGUGUAUUUUAAUUACAAGAUCCACAUUGUCUUCACGCAUAUCAACUUCUUUCUUUUAUAGUUAAUUUUUGGGGGCAUUUUAUGUAUCCGAGUAUUUACAGGAAAUGAGUGGAGAGAGAGAGAGACAGAGAGAAA
This is a messenger RNA of Perca flavescens (yellow perch), 1320 nucleotides long. Its product is annotated as ecto-ADP-ribosyltransferase 5. NCBI's taxonomy places the organism in Eukaryota, Metazoa, Chordata, Actinopteri, Perciformes, Percidae. The coding region runs from base 175 to 1020 and encodes 281 amino acids. The transcript is spliced from 4 exons. Gene Ontology annotation, molecular function: NAD+ poly-ADP-ribosyltransferase activity; NAD+-protein-arginine ADP-ribosyltransferase activity. The record is from RefSeq and is a predicted model, not a curated record.